This is a messenger RNA of Daucus carota subsp. sativus, 1676 nucleotides long. Its product is annotated as protein disulfide isomerase pTAC5, chloroplastic. The record is from RefSeq and is a predicted model, not a curated record. The transcript is spliced from 6 exons. NCBI's taxonomy places the organism in Eukaryota, Viridiplantae, Streptophyta, Magnoliopsida, Apiales, Apiaceae. Gene Ontology annotation, molecular function: protein disulfide isomerase activity. Gene Ontology annotation, cellular component: chloroplast. Gene Ontology annotation, biological process: chloroplast organization. The coding region runs from base 63 to 1265 and encodes 400 amino acids.
UGUGUGGUCUAUAUAUAAAUCUGAAACAAUUCAUCUCAAAACCUUCACUCUCUCUCUCUCUCAUGUCUUCUCUAUCUUUACCUCUGUGUUUAAAUCCUCAAUUCACAAACAAACCUCACACUAAUAACUUAAUCUCACCAUACACUUACAGAAAUUCAUUUCAGUCUAUCCCUAAAUCUUAUAUAUGCUUCGCCUUUUCGGCUUCGGAGAACUCGAGUUUCGAGAGAGAAGAGGCGCGGUGGCUGCGCGAAGAGCAGCGGUGGUUACGAGAGGAGCAGAGAUGGAUACGUGAAGAAUCGCGGUGGAGGAGCGAGAGAGAGGCGUUAUUAGGCGAAAUUGAAACCCUAAGGGGCAAAAUUGAGGAAUUGGAGGAUAUGAAGGAUAGAAAUUUGAAUGUAGGAGGAGUUUUGCAGGUGUUGAGGAAUGAGGUGAGUCAGAUUGCGGAGAGAGGAUCGAGUGCUGCGCGGUUAGUUGUGGAGAGUUUGGAGAGGGAAGGUGAGGUGGAGGCUGAAGCGGAGGAUGAGGUUGAGGAGGAGGUGGAAAUUAAGGAGGUAGUUAGAGUUUUCGAGAAGGAAAAGGUGAGAAAUGAUGAGGUGAAGAAGAAGAGGAUUAUGUUGAGGAAAGGAUCGGAAGGGGAAGAUGUUCGAAUUAUGCAGGAAGCACUGCAAAAGCUGGGAUUUUAUUGUGGCGAAGAAGACGAAGAAUAUUCCAUGUUCUCAAGUGGGACUGAACGUGCCAUAAAAACUUGGCAAGCGACAUUACGAAUUCCUGAAGAUGGGAUCAUGACUGCAGAGCUUCUGGAAAGGUUAUAUGCAGAGCAGGAAAAUGAUGUUUCUGGGUUGACAGAAAAGGCAGAUGUUAAAAGAACGGAUAUGGCCACUGUGAAAAAGGCCUCAAAUGGAGCAGCUGCAAGUCACAUUCAAGUCCCAGAUAUUCAGAAGAGAGAUGCCAAAGAAAAUGGUGCUGCAGAAACUAAAGUACCUCACAGUCGAGUCUUUCUUCUUGGAGAAAACCGGUGGGAAGAUUCUUCAAGGCUUAUUGGAAGAAACAAGCAAGAUGGAGGCAGCAGUAUCAACAAAGAUGCUACAAGAUGCAUUUCUUGUCGUGGGGAGGGCCGGCUAUUGUGCUCAGAAUGUGAUGGUACUGGCGAGCCUAAUAUUGAGGAACAGUUUAUGGAAUGGGUAGAUGAAGGAGCAAAGUGUCCGUAUUGUAAUGGGGUUGGUUUCGAAAUAUGUGAUGUAUGCCACGGGAAAACGGUGACUUAGGCAUUCCUGUUAUCGAAGAUUUUUCUACAACAGGGCAAAUGUGGGUUAUGUACUCAUCUCGUCGAAGAUGUACUACCACAAGCUCAGAGUUAGAGCUAAUUAAGCACAAAGAAGCUGCAAAAACGCUUCAUGUGAAACGCAUUUUGGGAAAGCUAUAUAGGAAUGCGCAAAUGAAGGGUGGAGUUUGAGAAUAGUGUUCUGCAUGGUUUCAAGAAUGGAGUUCUGUAUCUUAAUGUAAUAUAGGCGUUCUCAAUAAAUACUUCUCCGUAGAUUUCCGCAAAGCAUAUUGUUAAUUUGUUAUCCCCGCACUUCUUUAUGGAAUCGAUCUCAAAGAUUUCAUUUGUUUAGGUAAGAAAUAAUUUGGUUUUGGAAAAUAAAGUUAAGUUCAAUGGAGACCACAUUUUUUUUGGA